Molecule: messenger RNA, 840 nt
Organism: Sungouiella intermedia
Lineage: Eukaryota; Fungi; Ascomycota; Pichiomycetes; Serinales; Metschnikowiaceae
Source: the annotation of a GenBank genome assembly
AUGUCUCGGGAACCUUCUGCGGAGAAAAAGAGAGCGUUACGGCUGACCGACAAUCCUAAAUCGAAGACAUCGAAACUUCUUGAUUUUGAUUCCGCCAAUCCGCUCUUAUACAAGGACCAGUCCAUCUCUAUCGAUGGGAAGUCUUCAUUCUCCACUCAGAACCUAUAUGUGUAUCAUGGGCUAACGUGCAAGAAGCCGGCCAUUGUCUCCAAGAAAACAGAUCUCAAAUAUAAGGUGAAGCUACUUCCGCGCCGUCAGAGGACUAGAACUGAUCCGUUGGAUGAUGAGGUGUAUGUGGGGUUCCAUCGCAGAAUGACUAAGGAAGAGAAGUCAAUGACAGGUUCGGACCGCACGAGGAUGUUGUUGGAGAUUGAAAACUUGAAGGAGCAACUUAGACUUAUUCAACAACAUGACUGGGCUCGCCACUUACCACGAAUUGUGAUGAUUCAAGACAGGAAAGAUAGCGAUGAGAUGGCACGCAAAAGAAAGCUCAUGGUUCAAGAGUUAAGAAGACUUUUGGGGAAGUUUGCCGAUUGGGAUGAACGCAAUGCUCGUUUGCUACGAGAUGCAAAGAAGUUCGAGCGUGGUACCAAUGCAAACAUUCGCUCUAACGGGCUUCAUGCCAGUGACGAUGAGUACGAAGAUUCAAGUGAUGAUAGUGACGAUGCCGAUGAAAACAUUCUUGCAGCAUCUCUAGAGAAGCUCAGAGAGAAACGAGAACUCAACAGGAGAACAAGAGGAGGCCAUUCUGUUCGGAUCUUCCUCCGAAAUGGUUACGACAUUCUUCAGGUGGGAGACCAUGUUCCACGCAUAGUCGAAUCCAAUAUGUACAUUAAUUAA